AUGAUAAACAAAAGGCGAUGGACUGGUGCAGCAAGAAUGCAACUCAAAGACGAGCGAAUUCGAAUAACAAAUGAAAUUUUGUCAGGAAUCAAGGUAGUAAAACUAUACGCAUGGGAACCGGCUAUGGAAACAGCUGUGGACGAGAUUCGAGUAAAGGAAAUGGCUCUAGUGCGGAAGGCUGGUGUUGUCAAAAAUCUGGCAGACAUGUUGAACAUUUCCGCUCCAUUUCUGGUGGCUCUAACCACAUUUGCUACCUAUACGCUCACUGCACCGGGCCAUGUACUGACUCCACAAAUCGCAUUCGUUUCGCUGACACUUUUCAAUCAAUUGAGAGGUCCAUUGAUGAUGGCAGCUGAUCUCAUCUCUCCAAACUGUGCAGUAGCAGAAGAACUUUCGGAAGCAACGAUCGAUAUCGACGAAAAUGAUGAAUAUUACCACGAAUCAGCGGAAUUCUCAUCGGCCUCGUUUGCUUGGGAUCGUGACGAACCGCCACAACUUCGUGAAAUCUCAUUGAAGGUCAAGAAAGGUAGGCUACUCGCAGUUGUUGGAACUGUAGGAGCUGGUAAAUCCAGUCUACUUGCAGCUCUGUUGGGUGAGAUGGAAAAGCUACACGGCUAUGUGGGACGUCGAGGAAUGGUGGCCUAUGUUCCGCAACUACCAUGGAUACGCAACAGCACUCUUAGGGACAACAUCAUCAUGGAGAAGCCUUUCGAUAAAGCAUUCUAUGAGGAAAUUAUCGAGGCAUGUGCACUGCGGGCUGACCUGGUGCAGCUGUCCGAUGGCGAUCAAACGGAAAUCGGAGAAAAGGUCGCAAAUUUGUAA
Messenger RNA from Cooperia oncophora, 822 nucleotides. Lineage: Eukaryota; Metazoa; Nematoda; Chromadorea; Rhabditida; Trichostrongylidae. The record is from the annotation of a GenBank genome assembly.